Cladocopium goreaui is the source of this 1858-nucleotide messenger RNA. Lineage: Eukaryota; Dinophyceae; Suessiales; Symbiodiniaceae. The record is from the annotation of a GenBank genome assembly.
GGAGCAACUUCCACUAGUUCGAGGUGCAAAGCCUCUAGUGUAUCACCUGCAUACACCGAUGGUGCUGGACCAAACACUGCAAGAACAAGGCCAAUUCUACACUGUCGUUGACUUGCGUUCCACUAGAUCUGUUUUCAGCAUGGAAACAUGUUCAAGGAUUAGAAGUCUCCGAGGAAGAGCUUGCCUUGGAAGGCUUGACACGGAUAGUAGGUGCUACCUCCUUGGAUUAUUUGGUGGGCCUAGAAAUUUUGGAAUUUGAUUCUGGGUUCAACGAAAGCCUUGGAGGAGUGACCUUUCCCAGCAGUCUGCAAAGCUUGACUUUGGGAAGCAACUAUGAAGAGAGCCUUGAUGCAGUGACAUUGCCGAACAGUUUGAACAACUUGACUCUGGGUUUUAAGUUCAACCAGAGCCUGGAACGAGCGACCUUGCCCAGUGGUCUGCAAUGCUUGACUUUCGAUAGCAAGUUCAACCAUAGCCUGGAACGAGUGACAUUGCUGCACAGUCUGUGUAGCUUGACCUUGGGGGGUGAUUUCAACCAAAGCCUAAAGCAAGUGACCUUCCCGAGCAACCUGCAAAACUUGACUUUUGGACAGGCUCUCAACCAGAGCCUUGAAGGUGUAACCUUGCCAGAUAGCUUGCGAAGCCUGACAUUUGAUUUCAGCUUCAACCAAAGCUUUGAAGAAGUGACUUGGCCACGCAAUUUACAGCAAUUGAGUUUCAGUCGUGAUUUCAAUCAGAGUCUUCAAGGAGUUGCUUGGCCAAGUAGUGUCCAAAGCCUGGUGUUCGGCCACCAAACUCCAAGCUUUGAAGAAGUGACUUGGCCACGCAAUUUACAGCAAUUGAGUUUCAGUCGUGAUUUCAAUCAGAGUCUUCAACGAGUUGCUUGGCCAAGUAGUGUCCAAAGCCUGGUGUUUGGCCACCAAACUCCAAGCUUUGAAGAAGUGACUUGGCCACGCAAUUUACAGCAAUUGAGUUUCAGUCGUGAUUUCAAUCAGAGUCUUCAACGAGUUGCUUGGCCAAGUAGUGUCCAAAGCCUGGUGUUUGGCCACCAAACUCCAAGCUUUGAAGACUGUUUGGCAAUCUUACUCGUUCUAGGCUCUGGUUGAAAUCUCUGCCGAAUUCCAAGCUUUGCAAGUUCUUUGGAAAAAUAAAGCGGUCAAGGCUCUGGUUAAACCUACCUAUGGUUGAACCUCAAUAUUCUCAAACUGCUUGGCAAUGCCACUUCCUCAAUGUUGCUACCGAACAUAUGACCAAAAGUUAAGCUUUGUAGACUGCUUGGGACAGCCACUUUGGGCAUUCUUCCUUCAAGAGCCAAGCUGUGCAAACUGCUCGGCCAGGUCACAUGUUCAAGGCUCUGAUUGAAAACAUUGCAAAUUGUCAAGCUUUGCAAAUUCUCCGGCCUAGAACAAGUGACAUUGCCAAGCAAUUUGCAAAACCUGGUUUUUGGUUUCUGGUUCGACCAGAGCCUUGCAGGGUUACUUUGCCAGUCAGUUUGCAAAGCCUUGAAUUCGGUGACAUGUUCGAUCAGAGCCUUGGUCGGGUGUCGCUGCCAAGUGGUCUGCAGACUUUGAUUUUUGGCCAUAGCUUUAACCAAAGCCUCGAAGAAGUGACUUUGCCAAGCGGUUUGCACAACUUGGAAUUUGGUAACAACUUUGUCCAGAGCCUGGAACACGUGACCUUGCCAAGCAACCUGCAAAGCUUGACGACUUGAGCGGCUAUGAUUACCAUGUGCAGCAUCUUGACGGCGUUCAUUUACCACGGACCCUUCACACUGUUUCACACUCUGGAGGUGGAUUCCACAUUGGUAAGCACCAUGUGUGACCCCAUCGGUGACUCAGGAGGGGCGGAAUGAUUUCCA